Molecule: messenger RNA, 10166 nt
Organism: Ficedula albicollis (Collared flycatcher)
Lineage: Eukaryota; Metazoa; Chordata; Aves; Passeriformes; Muscicapidae
Gene: AKAP11
Product: A-kinase anchoring protein 11
Exons: 13
Coding region: 128-6007 (1959 amino acids)
Biological process (GO): intracellular protein localization
Cellular component (GO): cytoplasm
Molecular function (GO): protein kinase A binding
Source: RefSeq, a predicted model, not a curated record
GAACCAGGGGACAACAGGGAUGAUCCAUGUUAGCUUGUAGUACCUCAGGGUGGCAGACAUGGCUGGACCCCUUGGCAAGGCAUUUUUGCGCUGACGUCUUUCAUCGAAUACCAAGAUUAGUGAGAUCAUGGACAUGUACGCCAGGGCUCAGGGCAAUCGCAUGAAAUCAAGAAUAUCUGUUGAAAAGAGUUUUGGUGAAGGUAUCCUGCACUCUAUGAAGUCGCUGCUGCACAGCAGGAAAGAGUUGUGCAAUGUAUCAGCAGAGGAAUGCUUGAAUCAGGAAGAACAAGAUAAUUUUAUUGAGAUGACAUUUAUAGGUUUUGCGGAAGAGAUGGGUGCUGCUCGCUUGCAGGAGUUGUCAGCUGUUUCUGUAGAGCUUCCAGAUGUUCUGAAAUCGCUCCACUUGCACAAACUAAAAGAAAAUGAGGCUGUAUUUCUAAAAGACUUAAAGAAAACCUUGGCAAAACCUCAUGUUGUGAAACACCAGAAUCAGCUUCCUGAAGUGUUUUGUGUGAUGAGAUUGUCUCCAUCAUUCCCAAGGAUCAAAGUUGAUUAUAUAUUUACCUUGCUAAGCAAGUAUACCACAGGCAUAAGAUAUGCAGUGGAAAUAAACUCUUCACAAAAACAUCAAACAGAGACAACCCGUGGUGAAGAUGAUGACACUAAUCAGUCAGUUUCUUCAAUUGAGGAUGAUUUUGUCACUGCUUUUGAACACUUAGAUGAAGAUGAACCUUCAAAGAUACUAAGUGCUGGUACAUGCAGCUUUACUUCUCAAAACCAUCGAGAUGCUGCUUCCCAGACCAUCCCUGCUCAAUGUUUAGAAGCUGUUGACUCAAAGAUUCUUGUGUGUUCUGCACGUCGGAAAUCAUCUGCCAGAUCUUCUACUUUGAUUGAUAUUUUGGGACUUAAGGAGCUGCCCUCAGUAAAGAAUUCAGUUACAACCUCAAUUUCUGAUCCUUGGAUACAAAGGAGUUUCUAUAAGCCAUAUAAUCCUUCUGAUCAAGGUGUUAAUUUUUUGCGUAAAACAUUCUUUUCUUCCUCUCCAGCUGAAUCCUCUGAGUCAGACUGCUCCAGCCCAAGCCCCAUCAUCUUCUUAGAUGAAGAAGGGUAUCAAAAAAGCUUGAAGGCAAAACUUCAGCUGCCAAAAAUUCCGGUAGUAAAAGAUGGUAUAGAGGAUUCAGACUCAGAAGUGAGUGAAUUUUUUGAUAGUUUUGAUCAGUUUGAUGAGCUGGAGCAAGCCUUGGAAAACACUUGUAAAAUUAUUAGGGAUCCUAUCCUAGGGAAUCCUGCCCAGAAAAGGAGGACUGCACAUGAAAAAUUGUCUUCUGCAAGCAUUACAAUGAAUCCUCAGAAAUUCAAGUUUGAUCGUCCCACUCUCCCAGCCAAUGUAAAGAAACCAACUCCUCGUAAGCCAGAAUCACCGUACAGCAGCAUCUUCGAAGUCCCGGAUUCCCCUCGCCCGGUUAAAACAUCGGGGGAAGAGAAUGGAGGCUUCUUCAGCCCCAUCAGAACAUCGGCCUUCAGCCCCCUGGGCAGCUGCGGUUCUUCCGAAUGUCUGUGUCGAAUUAACCCUGGUGGAGAGGGGACAGGUCAAAGUCACCGUGAUGCAGCUUAUAACAGUUACUCAGCAUAUGCUGACAGUGUUUCAUGUGAAAUCCUGGGUUCUGUUUUUUUUUCUGAGUCCUCAUCAGAACAAAUGUGUGCAGGGAAUGAUUCAAAGCACAAAAGGGUUCCUUCGAAAGUGAAGAAGAGGCAAGCAGCAGAUCUCAAAAUGAAAGCUAGUAAGGAACCAGAGAAGCAAGCAAAAUCUAAACAUAAGUCACUAAUGAUAAGAGAUAGCAUUCAGAAAUUUGCAACUGAAUUGGUUGAAAAAAGUUUUGGCAGUGCAUUUAAAGACCUCCAAAAAGGUGUUUCUUCAUGCACGAAUGCGCUUUGCCAUUUGGCUGCUAGGUUGACUUCAUCAGUCUUUCAAAUGGCUUUUUAUGAGAUUGGAAGGCGUAGAGCAAUCUCACUGAAGGAGCGUGCCAUUAAUGGCAUAGCAAACUUUUUGGUGAGUGAAGCUAUAACUGGUGCUUUGAAAGAAUUGCGUCAGGUAAAGAAACAAAUAUUUACCAACACCGUUGCACGGUUUGCAGCAGACCUUGCUGAAGAACUUGUGUUUGAAGGAAUCAUGGAAGUAUGCCAGUUUUCAUAUCCAUCAACACCUACUGCACAGCCCUCAUCAUUUGAUUAUGAAAACAAAGUGGUAAGAUCCUAUGCCCGAGAUUUGUCUGAAUCUGUCAUUCAGGAGGCAUUUAUUGAACUAUCUCAGGUUGAUGUGACCUUCACAACGCAAGCAGCCAUUAGUGUUUCCAUGGACAAUAUCAAAUAUGUAAGUGCAGAAAGUAUGUUAGAGUCAACACAGACUUCCACAGUUUCUCCUAAUUUUAAUGAUAGGGUAGCACUAAAGCCAAUCCAAGACUCCAAGAACGAAUAUACAGUACAGAAAGCUCUGUUUUGUGCCUCCGGUGUUGUGAGUUCAAUACCUAUGCCCUUAGCUGGAAGAGCUCUUUGUCAACAACAGGUUUCCUCUGAUGCUUACAAAGCGAAAGUAUCCCCUGUUCCAAAUGCUGAUGACAGCACGAAAGUAUUCAAAGAUUCCACUCAUCCAUUUUUCACAAGCAGAACGAGAGAGGAGGAAGUUGCUUCUUUCAGAAAUAUUUAUCUGACUUCGGAUCGCAGUCAAAGUACUGAAAAUACUCCACCACUCUUUUGUAACCAGAAUGAUACCAAACUAACUAAUAACAGAUCUGGAAUGAACAAUAAUUCAGAAUUAACAAGUGGGUCAAAAGGCAUUAAUACUUUCUCUGGAACUAUGGUAGAUAUGAUAGUAAAUGAAGCUUAUGAAACCAUAACCUCAUCUAGAGUAACAAAAGCAGUAGAAGAGUAUUCAGAUUUUUUAACAAGAAAAGUAAUAGAUAAAAAACCUUAUGUGCAAGGAACUGGUGAAGACUCCCCCAAGAGCAUGUUUGCAGAUCAUUUGGCCAAGUAUGUCAUAAAACAAUCUGUGGAAGAAAGUAAAACUGUGUUAUGCAACACCAGUGAGAAUUUAACAUGUAAUGUGAACUCACAGACUUACAGAGAUAUCAAUCGAAAAGAACAAUGUGUGAUAAAGAAACAAGAAGCUGAGAAACAAAGUAAUGCUUCUAUAAUUGUGGAACAACAACAGUUGCCUUUGAAUAAUCCAUGUAAAUUUCUUACUCCAACUCAUUCUGUUCGGUGUGUUUUAGAAUCUAAAGAUUGUUGGCAGGAACAAAAAGGAAACAAAUUCUCUUCGAAAUCACCACCGCCUUGUUCCACUGUGACUUUUGCUAGGCAUGUUCUAGAGGACUGUACUGACACAGGAAGCUGUUCAAUAACAUGCUUAAACAAGCCUUCCAAAAAAAGCGAUACCCGGAAACUAUCAGCAGGAGCUUUGAAUUACAGGCAGACUGAUUGUUUUCUGCAUGCAAACAGCUUUUCUUCAGAGUUGUUUGGCAGUGAAAGUACUUUGCAGAUGGAAGAAAAAUCAAGCUUGAAACAUGGAAAUACCUGUUUAGUGCCUGAUACACCCCCACCAACUCCUCUAGUACCAUGUCAAAGUAGUUCUGAAAGGAACCUAAGAAAACUGUCCAAAAAACUCAAGGGAGAAUUAGCAAAGGAAUUUGCACCUGCGACACCGCCUUCUACACCCUACUAUCCAUCCAUUACCGGUUCAUCUGAAACUGAACCCGACUCUUUGGAAAAUGAGGAAUUUAUGCUGAAACUCAUGCGGUCGCUUUCUGAAGAAGUGGAAAGUAGUGAAGAUGAAGAUCAUUCUGGAAUGCCUGUUGAGAAAGAGGAGCAUACAGCAAAAACAAUUCAGUAUGCAGAUUGCCUAGCUAGCAACAUAAUUUCAGUAGCGACUGAAAUGGCUGCUUCCCACUUAGGUGGUAAAACAAAUGAAAGAGAAGCUGGCAGGCCAGCUCAGUUAGGGAUGCAAAAGAAAAGAUGUGGAUAUACUGCAUUUGUAAAUAUCCCAGAAGAGACAUGUAAUUCCUUGUGGAAUUAUGCAGGUGAUAUGGCAGGAAAAGUCAUCAAUGAGGCCAAGAAAGUAGUGAAAUCAAGGCAUUGCAAGCUGUUGAGGUUGAAGCGGGUUAACUGCCAGGUGGAUUGCUUUUAUGUGAGAAGAGGCGAUAAAGAUGGCAGUUCAAAAGAAUGGUGUGGUGGUCCAGUACAGGACCAGUGGCUGGGGGAGAGAGAUUCAUCUGGGCUUCCUUUACCACAAGGUUCAGGCAUGACAGGUUUGACUUCCAAGUACCCGAGCUGUGAAAGUGUGACUGACGAGUACGCAGAUCAUGUUAUCCGUGUUCUGAGAAGGGAAGGAGGGAACGCUGAGCUGUUAGUGGAUCAGUAUGCCAGCAGACUUGCUUACAGGUCCAUCAAGUCAGGCUUGCAGCAAGCUGCUAGAAAAGCCAAAUUCAGAUACAGCAGAAAGACAUUUCCUGGGCAAAGUGCACAGGUAAAUGGGAAGCUGGAGCUGAUCACAGCGGGAAGUAAAGAUGCAGUACAGCAAGUGAAAAGCAGCAUUCAUCACUGCGAAGGUCAAAUGCUGGAGAGGAGUGUCUGCACACAGAGAACAGAAUGUACGGAGUUGUUACAUUUUUCCGAAUCCCUUGCUCACAGCAUCACUUGUGAUGUCAGGAAGAAGCUGAAAUUGUCGGGAACAUGUUUGCCAAAGUCUCUAACAGAUUCCUGUCUAUAUAAAAAGACUGAAUUUGAUGAAGUCACAGGGGAUCUCAUUAAAACAAGGUUUUCUAGAACAUUUCUUCCUUUCUCCCCAGAUCAUAAACUCUAUCAUAGUACAGGUAAUAUAAAUGACAAUGGCUACAGUGAAGGCAUAAUUCAAGCUAUAGAACAAUAUGCUAGGAAAGUAGCAGAUGAUACUCUAGAAAUGAGUUUAGAGUCAGCUGUUCUCCAUGUGGCUGAAAACAGAAAAAAUGGGGAUAAGCUCUCGUAUACUGAGAAACUGUCUCCUUUUUCUGGAACUGUCUGUAGAUGCUGCAGUGUGAAGGAACAUCGGUACUGUACAGAGAGCAUGUCCCAUGAUCUACCUGCACAAGAAUCCUGCAUUCCAGUGAGGAAUUUUCUUCAUUCUGGAUUGGGUGGUGCCUGUCAAAAUUCAAGAGUGUUUCAGCUCGAUAUUCCCAAAAUUCACGUUGAUGUAGAACAGAGGACAGUGUUUUCUGACAAGGGGGCUACUGCGGCCGUAGAGAAAGCAGAAAGAGAGCUGAGUUACACAAGUCUGACAGCUGACAGUGGUAUUGGACAAGAUGGAGUCAGUUUUGCUGAAAGCCUUACUACUGAAAUAAUGACAUCAGCUAUGACUAAUAUUGGUCAGGCAGUUACCACAAGCUCUGUUGGAAGAGAAGGAUUUCACUCUGUUGAAUCUGUUGUUAGCCAGCAGAUGAGUCUUAGUAUUGGUGAUGAUAGCACUGGGAGUUGGUCCAAUCUAAGUUUUGAAGAUGAACAUCCUGAUGAGAACAGCAGUUUUCUUCACCUAAGUGACAGUAAUGGUAACAGCAGUAGCUGGAGCAGUCUUGGUUUAGAAGGGGAUGUGUAUGAGGAGAAUUUAUCCUUUCCAACAUCAGACAGUGAUGGAACAGAAGAUAAAGAUGACGAUUCCAAGGAUGCUGUAGAAGGUUUGGAGCAAAUGCGGAAGACUUUAUCAAUAAUGAAUAUUGACCUGGAACCAAAUCUAGUAGACCUGCAGCUCAGAGCAGCACUUCAGUGGCUGGCAGCUUCUGAAACAGAGGUGUCUGACCUUCACUUUCGUGACACUGCUGCAAGGGAAUUUGUCUUUCUUUCCAGAAGACUGAAAGAAAGGGACUGGAAAGUUGGAGAUCUCUUGCAAGCAGUGCUGAAAUAUUGUGAAAUGAUAGAAACAGCCUCUGAUGGAGAGCAAGCUCUAAGUAAAUCUUUGGUCGGCUGGCUUCUGGAAAAUGUCUGAAAAAUCCAAAGAUACAACACUCUUCACUCCAUUCCUCUUCUGAAAGGAGAUAGAAGGAACACAGAUGUGUGAAGUAAAAUUCAACUAGUGAAUGUUUAAGUAAUAGUCAGCAUUAAAAGACUUUGAGGUGAAAGUCAAAAUAGCUGUGCUGUGCUUUGUGAUACUGUGCACAUGGUAUUUUUAUUCAGUCCAUAAUCGGUGUUGUCCACCCACACAUAAAUUGUAUUUACUGCUGUGUUCAUACCACUGAGAUAUUUAUGAAUAGCCCUCAUCUACAAUCGUAGUCCACGGGAGACAGUCUCAGACAUGAUGUUCAGGAUUCCCCUUGUGUCAGGAUAGCUCUUUCUCCCACUCCUGUGUGCUGUAUUCACAGCAGGACUAAGAACACUGAUUUCAGCAAGAAUCUGCUCUGGAAUGCCUUGCUGCAGACAGUGGAAAAACUGUUCAUCUUGGCCAGGUGUUAUGUGCCCAAGAGCAGCAUUGCCAGAAAGAAAAUUGUGACCUGCCUGAACAGCCCCUUAAUACAGUCUGGCUUCAUAACCACCUUACCAGUUUUAACUUUAUGUGAAGGUGGGAGAGUCUGCUCUGAAAUUGCUGAGGUGCAAACGCAUGAAACUGUUGCCUCCUGUAGAGCUGGUAACUUCUGGUAGAAGGGCAGAGUGAGAAGUUGAGCAUAAUUUCAUAUGUAAUUCUUCAGCAAGGUUUCCUGAAGCUUGCCAAUCAGAUUUAAAUUACUAAAAUUUUUGGUGAGGCUUUUUGUAUACAGGUACUUCUGACAGUAGCUCUGUGUCGAAGAAUUUGUACAUUAGUCUCAUGAAGAUGUGUUAAAAAUAGAAGAUAGAAAUUUCUGAGUAUUUCAGCCAUCUUUUUGAAUAGUUUUAGUUCUUUAUUUCAAAGCAGCCACAUACAAAUUUUCUUUUCAUGAAUAAAGAUAAUUUUGUUACUCAGCAUGGAAGUGUUUAGCAAAGAAAGCUGAUAAAAAUGGGAAGGGGAAACUUCUUGGGCAAAUUGAUAUUUCAUUUUGUUAACUGCCUUCACUGAAUUUUUUUUAAAGGCACUUUUAAUUCAAUACUUUUAACAGUCUUGUCAGUUUUAUCACCAAUGCUCCUGAUUUGCCUUUCUGUCUGAACAGAAAUCUGGACCUUCACCUAUCAUGUGGUUUGAAAAUGUUUUUUUGGAUUUGUUUUUUUUUUUAUAUAUAUCCUUUGAGAGAAAAAGGCACUGGUGAUUACCAGGUUCCCACUUAAAACUUGGCAAAUAAUCAUAGAGCGUUACUGAUUUUGGAUGAACAAAAAAUCUUAAUAGCUUUUUCUCAGAAAAAUAUGCUGUUGAUAUGGUGCACAGUUUUGUGAUCCCAAACAAGGAGAGAUAUGAUCCCCAAAUCUAUUCUUGAGUUUUAAUGGCAUAUGUACAAUUCUGAUUUCCCCUACCCCAUGAAUUGCUGUGAAGUGUCACACUGGCAAACUCAAGAGCGCUCUUCUUGCAGUGUCUUUGUGUUUCAGGAGAGCAUUCCACUGGCCUUUUUGCAGAGACAUGGUUGGUUUUAGUCCUGUUUUGUCAUCUGGAUUUCUGCCUUGGAUCUCACAAAGUUCACCUUUGUCACAGAGCCAAAGAUUUUUCAUGUUUUUUUAUAUGUACCUACAUGUGUUCACACAUGUGAAUACACGCAGAUAUAUUUAUCUAUAUGUGCAUGAGAUCUCACUGCUCUGAACUCCUGGUGCAAACUUCUAUCACUAAAUUAAAAUUCUGUUAUGCUCAGUUUAUUUCCUCACUAUGUGACAAAAUGGCCAAAACCACUUCAAGGUCUUUUGUAUUGUUAUAGGUAAUAUAAUCCAGACAUCAGGACAUCAGAGCCCAAAGCAUGUCAUGGGAAGUUAUUUAAUUCCUAAAUUUGGAAGAUAGUUCUAGUAGCAAAUAAUUUUUAAGAAUUGUACAAAGAUUGUCUGGAUUUUUUUCUUCCUCUCCCAAAUGCAGUCAUUUUCAUUUUUUUUUUUUUAAGGUUGAUUUUCUACAUUGUUUUAGACAAAAAUUUGAAAUAAUAUUUCUGGUUAUUAUAUACCUUUCUCUUAACACAGCAAUAAUAUACUUGUACAAAUUUAUCUAUAAAAUUGAAAUGUCAAGGGAAUAAAAUGCUAAAAGCAGUGCCUCAUGACUAAAUUCUGCUCACCAAUUGGAAUUUCAGGGCAUGAGGAUACAGUACAGUAUAGUAAAGUGUUUCUGUACAGCGAGAAAAAUAUUGAAGGUAUUGCAAAUGUAAAAAACCGUACAUUUAAAAAACCUACAACACAACCAACAAAAAACACUGCAGGAACAGCCAUUUUAAAAUUCGUUUAUUCAGAAUGAUGGAUUUUAUAAAGUUGGUGAAGUGCUUUUUCUUUUAAUUUUCUUUUUUGGAGAAAGGCAGAAGAUCAUGCUAUUCACAAAGCUUACAACUAUUCAGAAAGUUAACUGGACAACAGUUUUACUGAAAAUUAUCUUUAUAAAUGGAAUCCUGUUUUCAGACUGGAUCAAAUAUGUUGUGUAACUAUUGACUGGUGUUACAUUAAGGAAGAAAUGGUUUUAUUAGCCUCUGAGGAAAGUAGCAUAGUUUCCAAAUUUUCAUGAGAAAAAUGUUAUAAAAUACUUCAUUUUUACUGAAAACAAGCAAAAAAUCCAAGCCAGUUUUCUACGCAAAUAGUUUUAAAUUUGUUCUGAAUGACUUGACUUUUCUCCUUCUGUAUGAAGUUAAAAAACAUGCCUGGAAAAAUUAUUACAAUUGAAUAAUUUUAAUAAUCUUUGAAAACCUUGCUCUGUCUGUAUCUAACUGGUGCUCAUUGCCAUAUUAGUGGGAAAGCUGUUCCUUGCUAAUGCAAGUCUUAAAUUACACUUUUACUGAGUUUGUUUAAAACUCCUGACCACAAAUACAGAAACGUAAGUGAAAGCUGUAAAAACAUGAAAGGCCACAUUCUGGUCCCUUUAAAGCAGACAACUCUGCUUUAUAAACAAACAUUAUAAGGUAGAGUUUGUUUCAUCUUGCAUUUUUUCUGUAUGUGGAACCCUGCUAAUUUAAUUUUUAUGUUGAGAAAAAUAUAUCCUAGAAUGUUAUUGUUUCAGAAAUCACCCAAACACUUCAUAAAUACCUUUGGUGUUCUAAAGAAUGGAAGUGUUGUGAUAUUUUGUAAGAUUCUGUAGAAAAAGCACUUUGAGAAAUAGUCCGUCUAUAAAGUAAGUUAGAAGUGACCAUUUUUAAAACUAGUUUAAACAUUCAGAAUGGGGUACAUAAAUAAUAUAAAGUAUGCAUAAAGCCUUAAAAUAAAAAUCUAACUAAACUCAAACCCAUGAUCUAAAAUUAAAGAGGAUUUGCUGUCUCAAAACAAGGAUGUGAAAAGGCAGCUCAGAUGAUGUACAUGAAUGCAAUUUCUGUAUAAUCUUUGUUUUUGAGUUUUACAAGAUUGUUUAAGCUUUUUAGAAAAAAGCCAACCAAAACCCAGAAACGCACAUUCCAAGACUCAUUAGGUCUCUCAAAAAUGGUAUCAGAUUUUAAAUGUUAGUUUUCUAAUGUAACUUUGUCUGGGACCUUUUCUAUGAAGAGAGACAAAUUGUUGGAGAUGGGAACACAGUGAGUAGUAAACACCAGCGCAAACCCCUGUAGUUCUAGACUGUCAACUUGCAAAGAAAAAUAUUUCAGAUUCAGGAUUCAGGAGUGAUUUUUAUUGUAAGAAGUUUGGCUUUUCAGCAAGAGCCACUACUGUCAAGCAUUUACUGUACUUGAGCUCUGAAGAGGCAGGUACAGAGCCCAGCCACUGUAGUCACUUUAUUUUGUACCAUCUUUGUACAUUCCUGUUGUAUAGCUGGUGUUGUAGUUUUAGAGGGCCUUUGUUCUAAUGUCUGAACAGUAUUUAAUGAUAAAAUUUAUUAUAAUUUGCUGGAACUGCUGCUUAUUUGUGCAGUGUUACAGUAAUUCACAGCCCAGUUAGUGAUGCAAUUGUAUACCAAAAGCAGUUUGAAUAACUAAAUGUUUAUGUAACUGUACUCAAUGAAUAUGAAGGUCUUGUACUGUAUAAUGGUGACAAGUUUUGCCAUUUUAGUAAUUUAACUAUAUUCAGUUUUCAGAUUAUGAACUCCAGGUUGCACUAAAUUUGUCCUUGUUUUAGCAGUGGCUUAAAAUAAAACACAUUUC